GAGGAAAGAAAAAAAUCGACUGGAGCACACAAUGCAGUUUCACUGUGGGGUUUAUCCACCCAGGGCUCACCGACUGCAAGCUUUCCGAAUUAAAACGAGCCGCGUAUUCGUCUGAUUUUGACGAUCGGAACUUACCCUAGUGUUUUAGGGAUCCCUGUGGAAGGCGAUUUCGCGAGGGCUGUUCACCGAGACUGCGGCGAAAUAGAGGGAAUAAUUCAGCUUUACACGACUGAGUGGAUUAGACAGAGAGGGCCGCGGGCGGAAGGAGGUGCCCUUCCCCGGCCUACUCCACAGGGCUCGGACUGCGCUCCUGCGGCUGAAACUCGAGCUCGGGGCUUCGGGGCCUGCUGCGGGUCUGAUGGUGUAAUGGAGAAACGAAGCGAGCAGCAGACAGGAGACAGCGAUCAGACGCAUCGGCCACUUCGGAGCGGUGGAUGAAACUGACAAUGUCUUGACAAAAAUUCAGUAACACUGAGGGGAAUAUCCUGAAAUAUAUAAAGUUAAUAGGCCCACAGAUGGACAGACAUGACUCCUAUAAGACAGCCGUCUCCAACUGGUACAAAACUGUAGGUAGGAAUAUUAACUCCACUUUAAACUGGGAUACCAACAUCGGUCAACAAGAUUUUGGGUGUCCUCAGUGAACGUAAGGUCCCUCCCUCCACGGAUCGAGGUGUCAGUGCCUUUCGCGUAGACUUGCAGUACAUUUUUGACAUGGACGGUCCCAGUCGAAGUGGUGGGGUAAGACAGAGCCGUCGCUCCCGUUCUCAACGUGACCGAGAGCGACGGAGAAGAAGAGCAGACCUCGGACCCUCGUCGCCUUCCUCAGCCUCGGACCAGGAGCUUUGCAGAGGAGAUUCUCUUCUUGGUGCUAGUGGUGGAGAAUGUCGCCCCGUCUUUCCUGGUGUCCGGCACCGGCCUCCGCGACGGAGGAAGCGAGAGUCAGUGUCGUGCGAGGAGGAUAUUAUCGAUGGCUUCGCUAUAGCCAGCUUUAUAAGCUUGGAGGCCUUGGAGAUGAACUGUUCUCUGAAGCCGCCAGAGCGAGCAGGAUUGGGGAGGCCAAAUAAAAGGAAGAGAGACGUGGAUGAAAAUGGAGGGCCACUCUCUGAGCCUGAGGAAGGAGCUCCAGCUACACACACCAACAGCAGUGUGGAGAAGCGCCGCUUUGAGAAAAGGAAGAGAGAGGCCAAGGUGUCUGGAAAUCUCAUGGAGACUGGAUACAUUUGUGACACGGAGAGCGAAUCGGGAGAUAAGGCAUCUGACAACGAUAUGGAGCCUACAUUCAUCGUUAGCACUAGAGAAGUGGUGCCCAACCCAGUGAGCAUGGCUUCUACUGUGAGCAACGGCUGCACCCUGUUGCCUUCGAACAAUGGGCCACCCCGUCUGUCUGUGACGCCCCGAGUGUCUGGCUUGGAGCGGAGUCAGGAGAGGAGUCUGGAGCUGCCUUAUCCUGAAGUCACCUCUACCUCGUCCUCUCUGCCUUCCCUUUUGCCCCGCUCCACGGAUGUUGCCCCACAAGCGAACGGAAAUGGUGGACCACAUCACCGCCAUGAUAUCAGUCCCCCACGGCACAAGACUAAGCCGUUCCUCCCUUUCGCUGGCCGGUCACAACCUGCCUACGGUUUAGGGACCAAUAGGAGCAGUACCUCAACCAAGACUCCAUCUUCAUCUGCCUCUUCAUCAUUAAUCCGGCCACCCACGCCGUCUACUAGUGUGUCCUCUGGCCGAGGCCCAUCUGGGGCAGGAGUGCUUCGUCCCUCUUCUCGGCCCAGUCCCAGUGCUCUGUUUACUCCUUCUCCUGGACUUCCUCCUCCACCCCCUCUCCUGCAGGUGUCCCCUCGCUCUGCAACAGAUCAAGAUCCCACCUACCGUCAAGACCUGAACCCCCACUUCCUGGCUUCCCAAAGUGCAGAGGGUAGAGCUUCAGGUAGCAGUGCUGGAGUCAGUGUGAGCUCAGCAUCAGGAGGACCUUCUGCUUCCACCUCCAGCUCUAGCACGUCUAGCAGGUCUUCACAAGCUCAGCCAUCCAUCCCUCCAAUGUACCAGUUCCAUCAACACAACCAUCAGCACCAACACACCCAUACCCACCAACACUUUUUGCAUCCACCUGCUGCGGCACCCCCUAUGUUUGAGAAGUAUCCAGGCAAGAUAGAAGGUCUUUUUCGACACCCAUUUUUCCCUCAGUACCCACCACCUGUGCCUGGAAUUCAGCCGGUACUUCCUCCCACUGGACCACUUAGUUCUCUACAAGGAGCCUUUCAGCCCAAGCUUGUUGCCCUUCAGGGACCUGCCCCAGAGAUGUCUGCUCGUCUUGGUGUGGUACCUCCCCACUUGCAGCCUAAAGACCCUAGGAUUACAGACCCAUUUGCUCCAUCAUUAAAAGUCAGUAAUAAGCCUGGAAAGUGGUGUGCUAUGCAUGUGCGUGUAGCCUGGAUGAUUCUGAGGCACCAGGAGAAAGUUAAGCUAAUGCAGGCUGAUCCUCAAAAGUUGGACUUUCGUAAUGAUUUGCUGCCACGUCUCCCUGGACCAGGCGGUAUUGGAGGAAUAGGGGGAUUAGGACCACUUGGAGGUCCCCUGCCUCCAACCCAUGAACUUUCCAGACCAGGCAGCAUCUUCACAGCUGCUGGUGGAGUCAAUCCGUCCUCCACUCCAUUCAUCUCUCCAUCAACGCCCCACUCCUCUUUCCUCACCCCAGCAACCCACCUGGAUCCAUAUGGCCGCUCACCCCCCUUCCCACCCCUGGGAGCCCUGAGCUCUGGUGCCUUUGGAGGACUUGGUAGCCCCUCAUUAUCUGCUAGUUCUGUUUUUGGACAUAAGGCAGAAUCCUCUGCAAGUGCAGUAGGAGGACUGAGUAAUCCGCAUGAUCCAUGGAAUCGCCUGCAUGUUGCCCCUCCAUCUUUCCCCUCAGGCCCCCCUUGGGCCAAAGGACUGGAGAAAAGGGAUGAAAGAGAUAGAGGGAAAGACCUUGAGAGACGAGAACUUCACAUUAAAGAUGAAAAGGACAGAGAGAAUCUAUAUGGUCGUCCACCUGUGCGAAUGUCUCCCAGUGCCCCCUCCCUCAAGCAUCGCAGCAGCACCCCCAGUUCCCACAUAAAUGGCUUGGGCCUUCUGAGUGCCAGUGCUGGACAAUCUGAUGGACAAAACAGGGACCGAGAACGGGAUCGAGAGAGGGAAAGGGAGCGAGAUCGAGAGCCAGACAAGAGACAGCAUUCAAUGUCAGCCUCCAGAGCACAUGCAUCAGCAUCCUCAGCACCAGACAGACCUCGUUCAUCCACAUCAUCUGUUCUUGCAACCCCUCCUCCAAGCGCCCCCUCAGCACCCUCUCCUCUGGACCUAUUCCCAAGACAACCACAUGCUCUCAACUCAGAUCCCACCCAUCCAUCCCAAAGAGAGAGCAGCGGUCCAGCCUCUUCCUCCUCCUCGGUCAGUUCACUUCCAGUCAAGAAGCCUGAUCGAACCACGACUCCAGUUUCGAAACAACCCCCUGGUCUCUCUGGGCUGCCUCAUCCCCCAGUGAAGAUUAAGGAGGAGAGAAAAGAAGAGACUGAACCUGUGCCCAUCUCCAUACAACACCCAGUUGUACCUCCUCAUAGCUUUGAGAGGCCCAACAGUCGCCACACUCACCAUCCCUCAACCCCCUCUUCAACCCUCUCAUUAACUCCAACACCUGGAGUGCCUCUUCCCCCUCCUACUCCACACCCACCACAUCACCCUCUCUCUCUCCUGGAUCGAUCACGUGCUCUAGAGGCUUACCUCGGUGGAGCAGGUGGUUCGGCCGGACUUGUUGUAGGGCCUCCCACGGAUCGAUUUGCAGUCCAUCCACAUACACCACCCCAGGGUCACUCCCAGGCUCCUCACAGCUUCCCCUGGGAUCCCUGGAGGGAUUUCGCGGCCCAACAGCAUCAACGUCGAGAAAGCGUCUUGGCUUUACGACCAGAUCCCCAUCUAGCACUGCGCUCUGACCCGCACUUGUCCCGUCUACUUCAGCAUCAGCAUGCACGAUACCUGGAGGCAGAACGAGCUGCAGCAGUAGCUGCAGCUGUGGCUGCUGGCCAACAUCAUCCACCUGUUCCCACAUCCAGUGCUGCUUCAUCGUCUGCAGCCAGGCCAGAGUUUGGAUUGAUGUCUCAUCACUUUGAUCGACCUCCUCAGGUCGGUCCUGGUGGUGGGUUGCUGGAUGAGGACCAGCGUGCUCAGAUACUGCGAGAGGACUUUGAGAGAGUGCGGUACUUUGGAAUGCAUCCGCACCUCUCUGCUCCUCACUUGCCUAGCCCAUCUGCGGCCCAUCUAGAACAACUGCAUGCAGGCUUACUGUCUCACCCACAGCUCCAUCCUGCUGGAGCUGGCAAUCCUUCGGCACAUCAACCAAGCAUAUAUUCUCGCUUGAUGCACCCGCAUCACAUCCCAAAUGGAAUUCUUGCCAAGGCACCCGGCCUAAUGCCCUUGUCAGUUGGUGCACCUCCUCCGCUCAUUCCAUCUGCGACUAGGUCCUCCACACCACCACGUGGUUCCAGGCUUGGUGUACCUGGGGAGUUGGCCCUGUUCAAUACACAUAAGGAUGGCGAGUCCAGAUAGUACUAGGUGAGACUGGAGCAGUGAAGGAAUUUACUGCACUUGAACGGCUCUUCCUGGUAAUGGAAGAAUAUGCAGCAACCUAACCUGCUAAAGCUAAAAUGACCGUACAUUGAGUGUUCAGAUGACCUGAGUGGAGGGCAGAGAGACUUUGCAGGGCUGCUCAGUAUAUUUAUCCACUGUGGUUAUAUUGGUGCAAUUUAAGGUACUCUUCCCCCCCAACCCCCCCUUCCUUCCUGUGCUUUUGAUUUAUAAUUACAAUUUUGUUUCUCAAAGAGGCCUGUGGAUGUUCAAAGACUAAAGACGAAGUCCUGUUGUAUGAAGAGAGAUACAUACACAAGCCCUGCAGGCCUGUUUCCAGGCUGAUGGAUCCAGAAUUGUAUUCAGAGAUAACGUUUGCAUUUUAACACCUUGGUUGACAUAUCUAUUUUCCUCUAUGAACUGAUGGCUGUCAAAAAGCCAGCUGUAAAGAUUCAGAUCUGCAUAUGAAGAAGUGAAAAAGGAGACAAAACAGUGGCUGAAGUAGUGCUUCUCAGAUUGUCUAGUGUGUGCUCUGUCUGUAACUAGAGAGAAGAAAAAAGAACUGUUGUAAAAUGAAUUUAAAGAAACACACCUUCAGCUUCCUGUUCUUAAUCAGUCUACAGCAACCAGAGGCACAACUUCCGUGAACGUUACAAUGAACGUCUGCAGAUUUAUUUUAUUUUAUUCUUUAAAAACUAUUAUUAACUGUACAUCUUGUUUGAUAAUAUUUUAAAAUUUAAAAGGAAAAAAACUCAUUCUCCUACACUCUGACUCGAUAUGUGAGCUGGGACAGAAUACAGUAGAAUAGUGAUAUUGCUUUUGUAAUUAUUAUUGUUAACAUUAAUUACCUUAUAUAAUAAACAUAUUCACUGUUUGUCAUAAUGUCAUUGUUUCAGGUCUCACCAGUUGCACUCCCUUUUUAGAAUAGUUUAUUUGAUCCAGGAUAUGGCACAGUACAACUGCUACAAGACAGUAGGGGUUUAAAUGCCAUUGAACUGGGUUUGUAACCAUCACAAAGCCUGCUCCCCAUGUUGUUGGUUGCUGAAUAUAUUUAUAAAUUAAGAGAUUGAGGUGAACUAUGGAAGUCCCCAUGUGAACAACAUCUUCCACAAACGACACAGCUCAGACAGUUAUGGAGCAUCCACUGGACAAAUGGAAUGCUUUGAAAACACGCAGCAGGAUUGAAGGGACUCUUAACCUGAGUACAGGACAUUCUGGGUUAAUUAUUUGAGCAAAAACAAUUUUAUACCUUUUAAAUAUGUUCCCCUUGAAAAGAAAGCAACAAAGAUUAAUUAUUAAACAAAUUGUUGGUUAUUUA
Astyanax mexicanus (Mexican tetra) is the source of this 5908-nucleotide messenger RNA. RefSeq names its product fibrosin (gene fbrs). The record is from RefSeq and is a predicted model, not a curated record. The transcript has 19 exons. Bases 712 to 4572 code for a protein of 1286 amino acids. Lineage: Eukaryota; Metazoa; Chordata; Actinopteri; Characiformes; Acestrorhamphidae.